AUGUUGAAAGGAAAAAAAGUAUCUUCAAAGACAAACGCACCAACAGUGGAAGAUUCAACAUCAACUGAAGAAGAUAAUCCAUCAGUUGCGGUAGAAGAAAUUCAAAAAUCAACAUCACCAACGACGAGAUCGAAAUCAGCAUUAAAAGAUUCAACACCAAUUUCAUCCCCAACUCCAUCAGUUGUAGCAGAAAAAAAUUCGGAAAUCAACAGGACCAAAAACGAGAUCGAAGAGAUCAUUAGAAGAUUCAACAUCAAUUUCAAUACAAACAAACCUUAUAGAUCAGGUUUUCAUGCAAUCAAUGAGUUUGUGAACAAGCACCUUGAGGAGGAUGGAGAAGUAAGGAAGAAAAAGGAUCCUGAAAAAGUAUGGUUCACAGACUUUCAGUUAGAGAAGAAAAAGGAGAUCCUUCUUUCGCCUGUACUAGAUGUCUUUGUUCACAAGAAAGCUGAAAAGAAAGAGGAGAACAAAAUGAAGAAAACCAACUGGCCAGUUCGUAUACAUAAAUAUCUAAUGGAUAGCAUUAGGAUACAUAUCGAUUCACCACUUAAAGUUAAUGGUUGUAUGUACCUGUUUGCUGAACACAACAACAGCAUGAUGCCAAUCAAUGAACAAGGUUUCCCUAGGUUUCUAAGGUGGGUAAUAAGUGACAUGAGUAAUACAAUCGAGAAAGACAUUAAUGAAGAUAUGAAAAAGAUGCAACCAGGAUGGGUAAAAUCAUGCAGUGAUGAACAACAACAGAUCUUGGAUGAGUACAGAGAAAAUAGCUUCAUUGAAGAAAAAAGCAAAAAAGUUCAUGCAGCUGAUCCGAGGAAUGUGGAAAAUGAUAAGGAUCUUGUUGAUUUAUUUGUUGACACCUUGCAAGAAAUCAUUUCAUUUAACAAAGAAUUAAAAAGAGAGGAUGAACGUGAUGAUGAUGAGCAGGAGGAGGAGGAAGGAGAGAAAGGAGGUAAAGGUAAGAAAGGUGGUGAUCUACAUGAUGAUAGUGAUGAUGAUGAUGAGGAGGAGGAGGAUGAGGAGGGUGGAAAUGGUGGUGAUCUACAUGAAGAUGACAAUGACAAAGAGGGUAGCAAAGGUGGUGAUGAGGAGGAUAGAACUGAAUCCGAAAAGAACAAAGUUCCAUCUGAAAAUUCUAAAAAGCAAAGCUCUACUUCAACAAAGGCCAAUGAGGGAAAUGAAGAAAAGGAUAUGGAGGAUGAAAGUGAAUAUGACAAAGUAGUUAGUUUGAAACUGCUAACGAGCCGAGAUUCACAGCAACUGGAAAAUGUGGUGCAAUUGGAACUCAAUAAGAAGAGAGCGUUAAAGGGUGAUGCACCUAUAGAAUCGCACGAAAUAAACAUCAUGCAAUGCGCUGCACAAGGAAUCAAUCCAGACUGCCUUCUGUACACUUGUUACUUUAUGAAACGAAGUAUGAAGAAGAGAAAGAGUAUCGAAAGAGAUCAGCAGAGGGCCGAAGCCAUUUGUCAGGAAAUGGGAGAAAAAUUGGUGGAAAAGAUGCUGAAAAAAGUCGGAGUGUAUGAAAAGGUGUGGGAUAUAGCAAAGGAUGAAGAGCAAAAGCAGUGGCGCCUACGUAUGGAAAAGAAUUCGUUGAAGAGGAAGAAGAGUUUUUAA
This is a messenger RNA of Papaver somniferum (opium poppy), 1611 nucleotides long. Its product is annotated as nucleolar transcription factor 1-B-like. Lineage: Eukaryota; Viridiplantae; Streptophyta; Magnoliopsida; Ranunculales; Papaveraceae. The transcript is spliced from 9 exons. The record is from RefSeq and is a predicted model, not a curated record. The coding region runs from base 1 to 1611 and encodes 536 amino acids.